Messenger RNA from Letharia columbiana, 1926 nucleotides. RefSeq lists its product as uncharacterized. The transcript has 6 exons. NCBI's taxonomy places the organism in Eukaryota, Fungi, Ascomycota, Lecanoromycetes, Lecanorales, Parmeliaceae. The coding region runs from base 1 to 1926 and encodes 641 amino acids. Gene Ontology annotation, molecular function: poly(U) RNA binding; mRNA 3'-UTR binding; poly(A) binding. Gene Ontology annotation, cellular component: nucleus; cytosol; ribonucleoprotein complex. The record is from RefSeq and is a predicted model, not a curated record.
AUGCAGAAGAACAUGUCUCGUACUUACUACGGCAAUAUGCCCGCCACUCUCUCCGGCCAGACAUUGGCUCCAGGCCAGAACCUAUAUGGCAACAUGCACGCCCCAUUUUCCGGACAGCCUCUUGCUCCAAAUCCUAUGGCGAACAUGCAUCUUGAUAAUACCAGUUCCGGACUGGAUAAUCUCGCUGGAGCCUUCGAGAACCUCAACCUCCGCAAUGGAGCCCAGAUGGGACAAGCUAAGCCGAGCAACACGGGAAUGCAAAUGGGCGAGUCAAACAUGACUUCCAUGCUCUACCAGCUCCCAGACGGCACCUACAUGUUUGCUGGCCCCAAUGCUGUUCAAGGCAAUUACCCCCAGUAUCCUGCUCCGUACAACAUGGCCGUGACGCAUCCCACCCAAUAUCAGCAAGCAACUUACCAAGGUAUCCCUUCUACUGGUGCACCAAUCGGGCCACACACGCCUCGAAACUACUCUUGGAUGCCUUCCCAGAAUUUGCCCCAUGUGCCCGACCUUGUAGCGCCUCGCCGUACUUCUUGGUCAUCAACCGAAGAGCUGAGCCCACAGACGCCCGUUGACGGCUAUCAGCCAGCCAUCCUUGUCUCGGGACACUCUCCCAGUGAUUGGAGCACAAACCCUUCACCGCUCUCAGGACAGCUCCCAAACAACCAACAGAUAUGCAGACAGCCGAAUGGCGAGUACGCCAUCGCCGAUUUCUGGGUAUGGACGCAAGCGGAUCCAGCCAUCCCUACCCCUAUCCCUGCAUGGCGAAGCGGGCCUGAUGGUGGGCGCGGUAGCCUCGACAAGAUCCUAGACAAUCGAGAUGGGACAACUAACGUCUACGUUCGUGGUCUCCGCCCUGAUACAACCGACGAAUUGCUUGCGGAUUACGGCCGCCGCUUUGGAGAGAUCGUGAGCCAAAAGGCAAUCAUCGAUAUGUCCAAUAACACUUGCAAAGGGUACAGCACGCACAUUCUAUGGUCAAACCCAUGGAGUAUCAAGAAGAACGCUGACAUCGGAUGCAGAUUCGGGUUCAUCAAAUACAACAGCUACUUCGACGCCGAAAACUGCAUUCGUGCGUUCUUCUACCUCGGGUACGAGGCGAAGUUUGCGAGGCAAUCCCACAAUGCACGGCUCAAGGAACUAGCCGAUCCCAAAAAUAACAACUUAUACGUCUCGAAUCUGCCCAGACUUUGGAAUGACAAGGAUUUCGAGAACUUGUUCAAGAACGUGUAUCCGGACUAUCACAUUCUAGAACAGCGGAUUUUGAAGGAUGGGAAUGGCAUCAGCCGUGGGGUUGGGUUUGCUCGAUUCGAGUCACCGGAUAUCUGCGAACAUGUCAUUCGCACCUUCAACAACAUGACCGUCGGCGAAGGGAAGCAUGCCACCGAAUUGCAGAUUCGCUAUGCCGAUACCGAGAAGCAGAAACAGCUCAAGACUUGUACGGCGGAGAGACGCCAGUUCAAGACGAACGAGUACAAUGAAGCCGUCUACGGACCAGGCUCGCCUUACGGGUUCUACUCUCCCGUCUCGGCUACCUUCCAAAGCCCUGUGCCAGUACGUGCACCUGGGACAAGUGGAGCAUGGAGCAACCAGUCGUCAGCUUCCUCAAUCUCGCCAGCUUAUGUUGGAUAUCCAAACUCAGUACUCAAUGGCCGCCAAGGUACCAACGGGUUGCUUCCCAAUGCCGCGGUCAAGUUCGAAGGCCCAGCUCCAGUGCGUCGCACCACUCACAUCAAGAUCGAAAGUCCCAGUGUUGUAGCCGCAGCCAAGAAAGCAGCUGCCGAGGUCGUCGAGGAUGAAUCGCCUGAUGGCGAAUCAUCCUCGACAUCGGAUGAAGACACCCUAGUCUGCAAAUCUAAAUCCAGCAAGACUUGCAGUGGCACCGGUGGCGACAUCCCCUCGUCGCCAACCAAGUCCAAACUCUGA